Messenger RNA from Dermatophagoides farinae (American house dust mite), 1586 nucleotides. RefSeq lists its product as uncharacterized. The record is from RefSeq and is a predicted model, not a curated record. NCBI's taxonomy places the organism in Eukaryota, Metazoa, Arthropoda, Arachnida, Sarcoptiformes, Pyroglyphidae. Gene Ontology annotation, molecular function: hydrolase activity, hydrolyzing N-glycosyl compounds.
UUAUUCGUAAAAAAGUUGAGAGAAGCAGCAAAAUCCAAUGAUACGAGAAAUAUACACACAUAUCAAAGUAAAAAAAGGCAGAUCACAGUGAUCCAUUCGCGUAAGGAUACAUGAGUAUUGUUGCAUUGUAGACAUGCGCGUUCCGACACUUGACGAACUUUGAUUUUUUUUGAGACCCAUACUCACAUCUGAAUGGUAUGUUGAUUGUGAUUUGAUUGUAUAAUCAACUAAAUAAAUAAAAAUGCAAACGGAAAAUGGAUGAGCUUAUCAUUAUGGUUUCAGAUUUUUCACAAUAGACCAACACGACUCGUAUAUUAUUUUUUGUUUGAUUAUGCUUCAUUCUUUGCUCAUUAAAAAAUGCAUGACUAAUAUCUAAUAGCCAAGAUUGCCAUGUUGGUCGUGAAUGAGUUACAUCAUUUGGACAUAUAUUGUUUUAAACACAACUCAACUCAUUUCUCAGCAAUCAAUACAUUGGAAUAUGAAUAAAUUGUUUGUUCAAGUUGUCCUGUUGAUUCCAUUGGUUGUUACUACGACGAAUGCAGCAGCAUCGACCACUCCUGUCAUUAUCGAUACAGACUGUGGUCAGUAUUCGGAUGAUGUUACGGCCAUGGCCAUUAUGCAUAGUUAUGCUGACCAAAAUAGAGCCCAUAUUCUGGCCAUUGUUGCCAACGAUCGAUACGAAGGAAUCGUCCCGGUAAUUGAAGCCAUUAAUCGCUAUUUCAAUCGCACCGACAUACAAAUCGGCGUGACAAAAGAUCCGAAUGCAUACGAUUCUGGUCGAAAUCUUACUUGGCCAGAUUUUGUCAUUCAAAAUUAUCCACAUCCAAUGUAUGGUCGAAAUGACCAAGCGGAAAAUGCCGUUUCAUUGUAUCGACGAAUGCUGGCCACAUCGGCCGACAACAGUGUAGUUAUUCUAUCCAUUGGUUUCUUCACCAAUCUUGCACAUUUACUUGAUUCCGAAAGCGAUGAAUACUCACCAUUAUCCGGUCGUCGAUUGAUCCAGACCAAAGUGAACAGAAUGAUUGCAAUGGCCGGUAACUUUCCCAAUGGCAGUGAAUGGAACAUUGAGAAACAAGUUCAAGCAUCACAACACGUCAUAAAUCUAUGGCCCACAUCGGUCAUAUUCACCGGUGCCGAAGUGGGCCAACAUUUGCAAUGUGGACAAAACAUUAUCAACGACACACGUCUAGCGAACAGUCCGAUCAGAGAGGCUUGGAUCAUUCAAAAAGAGCAAAACAUACCAGACGCAUGUUUCGAUGAAGUGGCUGCAUUCAUAUCCAUCAAUGGUGUCGAACCAUUCUACAAAUUGGCAUAUGGAACCAUGCAAAUAUCGUCGGAUGGAAAGAAUAUCUGGCACCAAUCACCGGAUAAUAAACCAACACGUCUGGCCUAUGUGAAACAGGUGGCCAGCGAUCAGCAAAUAUUGAAUGUAAUGGAUCCUUUAUUGCAACGAUAAAUCUCAGCACAUUCCAAUCAGAUCUGGCUUGACAUUGUUGCAUUCAUAACGUAAUUCUCGGAAACAUUUGCUCUUUCGAAUUCGAUGACCACAAUCGAUUUUUUUCAUUAAAAUCUGUUCCGAUUUGCAA